Molecule: messenger RNA, 1064 nt
Organism: Metopolophium dirhodum (rose-grain aphid)
Lineage: Eukaryota; Metazoa; Arthropoda; Insecta; Hemiptera; Aphididae
Product: transcription initiation factor TFIID subunit 9-like
Exons: 5
Coding region: 39-689 (216 amino acids)
Biological process (GO): RNA polymerase II preinitiation complex assembly; DNA-templated transcription initiation
Cellular component (GO): transcription factor TFIID complex; SAGA complex
Molecular function (GO): transcription coactivator activity; protein heterodimerization activity; RNA polymerase II general transcription initiation factor activity
Source: RefSeq, a predicted model, not a curated record
AUAAUUUAUAAAAAUUUAUAGAAAUCUGUCUUGGUAAAAUGGCGUCUUCACAAGGAAAACAUAUGCCCAAAGACACUCAAAUUAUUGUGUCGAUUAUGAAAGAUUUAGGUAUUGUUGAUUUUGAACCACAAGUUUUAAAUCAUCUCUUGGAGUUAAACCACAGAUACACAACGCUACUGUUGGACGAUGCUAAGACAUUUUCAAACUUUGCGAAAAAGAAGAGUGUUGAUGCCGACGAUGUGAAAGUAGCAAUACAAUUGGCACAAGAUGGAAUAUUUUGUCGACCUCCUCCACGCGAUAUGCUAAUGACAGCAAGUCGUGAAGUAAACAAAAUCCCAUUACCUCCAGUAAGGCCUGCUAGUGGACUGCGAGUUCCUCAGGAUCGUUCAACUUUCUUACAAACAAACUACAGGCUUAAAAAUGAUUUGUAUUCUGGAGGAAAUAUGCGUAAGGACACUAAAACAACAGCUGCAGAAAUGUUGGAGGCGUCUAGAAAAUUACAAUCCGAAGAUAAUCCUUUCCAGCAGUCUAGUCAAAUGAUGAACAAUUCAAUGGAGUUUGAUUUGGAAGAAAUUAUUGAAAAUUGUCAAAGCAGUCAAGCCAGCAUUGGAGAAAAUGAAAAAGAUGAAAUCACUACAUACUCUGAUAUUGCAUUUGAUGAUAUUGUUGAAAAACAACUUGAUAUGUAAUUUAUCAGGGAUAACAUAAUAAAAAUACUAUAAAAUUGCAAGGCUGGGCAUGAACAACUUUUGGCUUUUUAUUAACUUAACUGUUAACUUACUAAUUUUCUUUUUUAUUAACAAAUUCAUUUUUAAUUUUAAGUAGUAAGUUAAAUUAAUUUAUUUUGUUUUUAAUUUAAUUAUAUUUCACUAUUUCAGUCUAUUCUGUUUUCAUUUCAAAAAAUAUUUACUGUGAUAUCAUUUGAAUCUAACUUCUAUGGAAAUACUGUAUAAAGUAUAGCACUAUAGUGCUAACACAUAGUGUAUAAGUCUAUAAUUUAGUUUUGGGUUGGAAAAAAAUUAAGUACUAUUGUAUAAACAAAUUAACUCUUUUUAAAUUUAAUA